Papaver somniferum (opium poppy) is the source of this 1890-nucleotide messenger RNA. RefSeq lists its product as uncharacterized. The coding region runs from base 959 to 1807 and encodes 282 amino acids. The record is from RefSeq and is a predicted model, not a curated record. The transcript has 2 exons. NCBI's taxonomy places the organism in Eukaryota, Viridiplantae, Streptophyta, Magnoliopsida, Ranunculales, Papaveraceae.
UUAAAUAAUGUUUUUUCCCAAGAAGAACUUUGUGCUUCGUGGGGUGGUCUGGUUUGUUUUUUCCUAGUGAUUAAUUGGAUUUAUAAAGAUCGUAUUGAUUUUCUUUUCUUCGUGAGAGAUUGGGUUUGUAGUGAUCACUUAGGUAGCCUCUUUUUAGUUUCUUUGGAUCGAUUUCCCCUGGUGGUGUGUGUCUUGAUUAGUUUGGAAAAUCAAUAGUUUUCAAGGUAGAUUUUUAGAUCUGCUCUUCUGAAUCUUUGUUCUAAGUGCUUUCUUAUCAACCUUCUUUAUCCCUAAACUUCCUCUUGGUCUGUCCUGUUUUUCUUUACAAGCCAUUGAUCAAGUUUUUGGUUAAAGUUUUACUUAGAUUUGUGGCAAUCUAUUCUCGGAGUUAGGUUACUGUUUUUCUUCCCUGUUGGGUUUGUGUUUUGUUAAGUCCUGCACAUCACAGGAUUACCAAGGUUGUUAGUGUUUAGUUUCUCUGUCCUUCUUCAUCUUCUUAUAGUUCUUCUUUUUCCUGGUUUCCUCUUUAUCGUCUGUCCUGUGAUAUUGGAUCUUGUGAUUUUCAAUCUUAAUUUGUUGUCUUUUAAAGCCGGAGUUUUAACCGGACCAUCUGUGACGGUUAACUGAUCAGCUUUCAUUUUCCUCCUCCUUUCUCCCUAGUGAAUUUUUUCUCUUUUAAUUCCUUUGCCAGAAUCAUUUCUUCACUACCUUUUCUUCCUUUGACUUGGUAAAGAUAUCUUUUCACUAUUUUUGCUUUCUGUUUUGGUGUUAAAGGUAUCUUUUCUUUAAAAAUAAUUUAAAAAAAGAAAAGAAAAAAAAGAAGCAUAUUCCUCUCAAAUGUUGGUUUUACUUUUGUGGGUUUUAUUUUGUGGCCUUCAUAUCUCGGUUAAUCACACAAUCGAUGCGAGGACUUUUGAAGUGCGAAACCUCUGUGAUUGUUUUGCUUGUUUAGUUUUAGAUGAUGAAGAUAACAUCAAUGUUCCGGCUGGUUAUGAUCAGUCUCAUGGUGGUCAGUGAAAAAGUAUCGGAUGAGUUUAGUCUCUACCAUCUUAGUCGAGCAGAUCACGAGCUUAUUUUAAGUGGAGUAAACAAAACCAAGGGGAUCAGGGGUCUUUCAUGGGCUACACUUCAAGCCCAUAUGUGGGUUCCCUGGCGCUCCAUCAGAAAGGUGUUGAUGUUUUCGUGCCGGCAAAUUCAAAGUGACUUCUAUCUUUUUACUACAUAUAGGGGAGACAACAUCACCAAAGCUCGGAAGGAGCAUGAUCGUUUGAUAAUAAGAAGGAUGAUUUCUUUUGCAUCAGUUACAAAAGGUUCUUACUUUCUCCUUCAAGCUGAUUUCAUCCGAGAUGUUAAGCUCGUAUAUGAAUUACUGAUACGUAAUUCCGUAUACUGGCAGUUUACUGGGGUUAACUACCUCAACUAUGUUCAAUCUUCUAUUCAGAAGAUUGCCUUGAUCCCUUUGAGUCGUCGUGGCAGCUCUACUAUCGCUAGUAGAAGGUUUGGGGUCUUUCUUGGGACUAUACUUUCUCUAAAGGAAGAGUUCGAUCCCUUGAUUAUCAAGCACAUAUUGAUAUAUCUUUUGGAAGUAAAGAAACUUCAACACCAUCUUUGCAUGGAAAUAAUUACAUCUUCUAUGAUUAAAAGGAUAUCAGACGAGGAUAAAAGAAGAAUUUAUGAGGUUAAUGAAGAUAGGUCUAUGGAGGGAUAUGUCUAUGCAUUUUUAAUCUAUUUCUUAUGUACAAAAAUUGGUAAGAUGGUAUCUUUCAACUUAGUUUGUAAUUUCUAUCUUUAUAUUGCUGGAGCUUGAUACCAUCCUUGGGACCUUUCACCUGUAUGACUGUCUAGUCGACUGGUGGAUGCGUUCUUAUUUAUGAUAUAUAUGGAUUUGCC